This is a messenger RNA of Saxophila tyrrhenica, 603 nucleotides long. RefSeq lists its product as uncharacterized. Gene Ontology annotation, molecular function: bis(5'-nucleosyl)-tetraphosphatase (asymmetrical) activity. Gene Ontology annotation, biological process: AMP biosynthetic process; ATP biosynthetic process. The record is from RefSeq and is a predicted model, not a curated record. The transcript has a single exon. Bases 1 to 603 code for a protein of 200 amino acids. Lineage: Eukaryota; Fungi; Ascomycota; Dothideomycetes; Mycosphaerellales; Extremaceae.
AUGGCAUCUUCACCGCUGUCAACGACUGCGUACGCCUCUGAACACUUCAUGGAAGGUGCUGGUGCUGUCCUGUUUCGCCUCUCCGAUCGCAAAAUAUGCCUCAUCCAAGACCGUGCGACCGGUGAAUGGCUGCUGGCGAGUGGACGCCGUAAUAUCGACGAGGAACGUCAAACAGCAGCACUGAGAGGGGUCUGGAGGAAGACAGGGUACUGCUGCCGAAUGCUCCCUAUCACGCUGAAGACCUGGGCACCGCUGUGCUAUGACGAAGGUGAACUCGACGUGGUCGACGAAGCCAGAGAGGAAGCUGGGACUUGCGAGCCUUUCAUGUUCCCCCACAGAACGUCAAGAUCAGGAGCGUUCAAGAUCACCUGGUGGUACGUCGCAGCGAUGAACGAGCAGAACCCUGCGCCCGAGGAUACGGAAUUCGAGACUCGACUCUUCGACUUUGAGGGAGCGGCGCAAACAUUGACGUACCAGUCAGACCGGGACGUCGUCCAUAAAGCGAUUGCAAUCUUCCGGACCUCGUUCGCGGAGCUCCUGGGCGAUGUGAUCAGGUGGGCGCUGGACGACCAGUGGUGCCCUGGCGCCUACGCGCAGCAGUGA